Molecule: messenger RNA, 2567 nt
Organism: Styela clava
Lineage: Eukaryota; Metazoa; Chordata; Ascidiacea; Stolidobranchia; Styelidae
Source: RefSeq, a predicted model, not a curated record
GUAAAUAUAAAUUAAACUUAUUUAAUAAUAUUAAAAACAAGAAUCGAGAAAUAUUUUUGUUUGCAUCGUCGACGAAUCAAGAGCUAAAGAAUGAAUUCAAAAUUAUUUAUUUUAUUGAUAUGCUUCGCUUCACUAUUGGCACUUUCAAGUGCAGCAUCAUGCGAUGCUCAAGGUCAGUGCAAGUACGGUGGAAGAUGUGGGCCUAAUAACCAAUGUAUUUGUCCAAUGAAUUGUAAUCCACCAACAUGGAACAUGAACCCUGAGCAACUGUACUGCUCGCCGAAGAAGGGUCAAAGGCCGAAAAUAUUUUGGAAUAUAUGCUUUGUUAUGGCAGAAGCAUGCGAGCUGCAGAGAGACGUUCCUUUGAUAAAAUUCGAUUUCAAGAAACCGAUAUCUAAGCAAUGCCAAGGUACUGAGGAAGCAAAGAAUGCCCAAACUUGGCAUCUGUGUCCUAAACCAGAGGACUUUAUGGGACCGUGCGGCGGCACAUUAGAUCAAAGCGUCGAUGGCGGGGUUUGCCUGAAAGACAAAAAUACUCAGGAAACGCGAUGCGAAUGUCCACAAGGAAAAUUUGGAUUGAAUUGUGACCAGAAGAUAGUAUUGCUGAAUUUAGACAAAGGGAAUGUAACAGACGAAGAAAACGACACUAACUUGAUAGGUGUGGGCCUUGGUGCUACUCUAGUCGCCGGAGUGCUCUUAGGAUUAUUUGCACUAAUAAGGUUCCGUAAGCGAAAACAAAACAUCGAUAUCGAGAAACACGACGCUGACGUUCUCCCUGAUUCAAAGAUUGCUGAGUUCCAAAACAACAGAUGUGAUUACCACAAAGACAACAAUUCAAACUGGUCCAACAGAAAUUGCAUUGUCGAAAUCGCAAGUGAUAUUGAGAACGUCUCGACGGAUCAGACGAACUCAGCGGCGUCGCAAGGCUCUCCGAAACGGCAAAGGUUGAGUGGAAUUUCCGCUCAUAUGCCUGGUGAUAAUAAUAAUAACCAAGCUGAAAAGUACGAACGAAAAAAUCAUUCUAAAAACACAAAAGUGGAUUAAACGCAGACGAAGGAGACAUUACCAAGAACGCAGAAGACAGCUAGCUUCGCGGUCGUGCAAAAAUGUUAAUCAUCUUCAGAGACUUAUGCAACGACGCGAGCAGAAACGCUUAAACUUUGCGAACAUUGUUGACACGAACAACAAACUCACAAAUAAUAAAAACCACAGUAUUAUUUUCCAGCUUGCGUAUAGCAAAAUACCAAACAGCUUCAAAUCCGAGCCUACAGCCUUGCCUUGUUUAAAUUUAAAAUAAUCGACUGCAUUUGAACUUUUUGACGUUCAGAUUUCUAAUAUUUAUAGAGCAAUUUUCCUUUUUUAAUUUUGCUGCAUUACGCGGCCUGCUAGUCAGGACGGUUGCUAAGGGUAUGGAUUAUGAACAUUCUAACAUAAGCUACCUUAUAUAUGCCCAGCCAUGGGCCUAAGAUGUCUUUUUUUGAAUAUUGAAUGAAUUAAGUGCAAGCUUUUGCUGAAAUUUUUAGGUGUGUGUUUCUAAAAAAUGAUUGAUAUUAUUCAACAUUUUUGAAUUUUUGACUGGAAAUCUUUUUUUUCCAGUCUUAAAAUUUGUUACAAUUAAAGUUGUUUAUCUUCGCUCAAAAUAUACCCUAUGCUUUCAAUACUAUUUGAACGGUAAUCUUUGAUUAAUGUUAGAACAAUUUUCACGCUUUAUCUGCUGACAUAUUCCAUCUCUUGCAAACCACCGCAAAAUACUUUUAUACUUAUAAAAUAUUAUUAAUAUAUCAGCAUUUGAUAUGCUUUCUUAUAAGUUCCGUAUCCUACUGUGCUUAAGCUGCUUUUAGCUUUUAUAUUUUAACUUUUCGUAUUCUCUUUUUGUGUGGUCACUAUUCUAUAUUUAUCUGCUUUUCAAAUACAUUCCUGUAGUGGAAAAAUUUACAUCAUUUAUUAUCUGAGGGUAUUGCUAGUACUGAUUUAUGUUAUGAGAAAAAAUCUAAAUAUGAAUACCCGUUUCAAACUCAACUUCAAAUUCUUCUAUAAUCUUAUUCAAUUUUCUAAAUGAAAAACCUAAUUCUUGAAAGGCCCAUGGUCUUCCUUCAACCUAAAUUUCAAUUUGAAUAAUUUAAACAGGAAUUUUUCUCAAAGUGUUUAUAAAAAAUAGGGAAAUCUAAGCCACUUGAGCCAGUCGCGUGGAAUAUAAAAUUUUCAUCAAAGGACAUUCGAAAAAGAAUUGAAUGUGUUCUUCAGUUUACUUAAUACUUGAUAUAAAAAUCAGAGAAAGAAGACACUGAGUGGGUCGUAUGUGUAACAUGCGCCUCUCUCGGUCUUCUAUUCCAGUUCCGUUCAAUAAUAUGUUUUUUGUAUGUCUGGUGAUACGUCAUUUUAGGGAGGUUUAAUAUUUUAACGAAGUUUUGUCUAAAAUCUGCAUUUAGCCAAAAUAAUGAUUUUAUAUUGUCUAUAAAUAGUGUUGUCUUUACCGUUAUAGUGUUAUUUACGAAAUAAAAAUAAUAGGACCAAUUAAAUUUUUAUGUGUUUUUAUAUUGUAUUGUGGAAUAAAAGACAGAAAGCGA